CAGAGGACACCCACACACAAGAUGGCCGCCGCCUGUGGACGUUAAAUGUUGUCAAACGUCAGCGUGACCCAUUUGUACUGGUUCAACUUUAUAAUAGCGGCCGUGUUAAGCGACUAACAAGGCCGACAAAGCUACUUACAAACGGCGACAGCGAUGUUCCGAGGCGUGCGGGUCACCCGGCUGCUGGCGCCCAGACAGGCCGUGCUGGUGGAGCCGCAACGCGGGCGAAAGUCGCGCACCGACCCCGUGGCCAAGUCCAAGCAGGGGCGAGUCAAAGUGCCUCCCCCGGUGGACCCGGUGGAGAUGGUCGUGCUGCGAGAGAGAUAUGGCGACUACAGGCUCAUCAUGAGGGCGCUGCGUGUGGAGUUCAAGGAGGAGGUUCUGCGGAGGAAGUACGAGGAGGAGACGGGCUCCAUGGCGGAGGAGCGAGCGCGGCAGGAGGCGGAGGAACACCAGAACCUCAUGGCCUUCAACUGCCAAGAAAACCUGCGCCUGCUCCAACUACGACUUGUGAGGAUCCAGAAGGAAACCGAAGAGGCGGAACGCAAGAAGCUGGAAGAGGCUUUCCAGCGAGAACACCAACAGCAAGAAUUCAUCAAGCAGAAAGAGGAGGAAAUAGCGCAGUUGCAGGAGGACUCAAAGAACUUCAUCACGUUGGACAACUUGGACCGACGCAUCGAGGAAGCGCUGGACAACCCGAAGAAUUACAAUUUUGCUGUGGACAAGAAGGGCAGAGUUGUCAAACAGACAGUUUUGCACUGACAACAUGGGACAAAAAAUACCAGCAAAGUGGAUUUUGAUGCAUCCCCCCCCCCCCC
Phycodurus eques (leafy seadragon) is the source of this 818-nucleotide messenger RNA. RefSeq names its product mitochondrial ribosomal protein S26 (gene mrps26). The transcript has 4 exons. Gene Ontology annotation, cellular component: mitochondrial small ribosomal subunit. The record is from RefSeq and is a predicted model, not a curated record. Bases 154 to 762 code for a protein of 202 amino acids. NCBI's taxonomy places the organism in Eukaryota, Metazoa, Chordata, Actinopteri, Syngnathiformes, Syngnathidae.